UUAUGUAAAAAUCCCAACAAAACGAUUGUGUGUCUGUGUAUAUAACAGUACGCCUAACACCGCUGCUAAUAGGUGCACGAAACAAGCAAAUAUGAAAGUCGCCUCGUGUACUAGUAUGCAAAACGAAAAAGGUCAAACCCCUCGUAUAUGGGAACCACAAUACGUCAAAACUGUCAAUUGACAAUGUCAAAACUCGUCGUCCUAUUGAACUUCUUAAUAUCCAGUUCGGCUCUGCUGAUCAAAGACAUCGACUGGUGCGACGCCCCCACCUGUAAAGUCCCGUACAUGCACACCAUAUGCAAGUGGGGUCUCAAAUGUAUGCCCGAGAGACGUUGCGAGACCGACGUGGGGUUCACCAAGACCAUCAAGGAUCACCUCAUGGAGCUGCACAACAAGAAACGGAGCGAGAUAGCGCUAGGUCGGGUGAGGACCAAAGGGUGCCGGAGGGAGCAAGAGGGGCUGCCAACAUGCGGGUGAUGCAAUGGGAUAUUCACCUGGAGUAUGUGGCCAGGUGCCAUUCGAGACAGUGCGAUCCGGACCACGACCAGUGCAGGGAGAUCCCCAGGUUUCCCAAGUCCGGCCAGAAUAUUUUCACCCUGGACGCGGACUUUGAGGUGGACCUCAGGGAGGUGGUGGACAAGGCGGUUGAAGAAUGGUACGGGGAAGUUCGACAUAUCCCCGAGGAUGUCUAUCAGGAGUACCGUUACGCCGACUACGACUCUCCGGAUCGUUUCACCCAAAUGGUUUGGGCGAACACUGGUUGGAUGGGAUGUGGUUUGUCGCACAUGACCAGACACGACGGUACCUUCAAGUACUUUUUGGUGUGCAACUACGGGGUGAGCGGCAACAUCGAGGGCGAGCCGAUUUAUAAAGUGGGCGAGGCCUGUUCGGAAUGUCCCAAUAACAAACGCUGCAACCAGAGGUACAAGGGUCUAUGCGGGGACGUGAUGGACGAGCCCUUGAAGUGCCCUUGUGAAGAUCAGCAAGAGGAACAGGGGGCGACGGCAACGCCGCAGGGCUAAAAAUCGUUUAAUUUCUAUGAAAAUAUAAGUUU
Anthonomus grandis grandis is the source of this 1054-nucleotide messenger RNA. Its product is annotated as scoloptoxin SSD552-like. Bases 297 to 1022 code for a protein of 241 amino acids. Lineage: Eukaryota; Metazoa; Arthropoda; Insecta; Coleoptera; Curculionidae. The transcript has 4 exons. The record is from RefSeq and is a predicted model, not a curated record.